This is a messenger RNA of Microcebus murinus (gray mouse lemur), 3045 nucleotides long. It is a transcript of the gene TMC8, whose product is annotated as transmembrane channel like 8. The record is from RefSeq and is a predicted model, not a curated record. NCBI's taxonomy places the organism in Eukaryota, Metazoa, Chordata, Mammalia, Primates, Cheirogaleidae. Gene Ontology annotation, cellular component: plasma membrane. Gene Ontology annotation, molecular function: mechanosensitive monoatomic ion channel activity.
GGGCGAGGGGGUGAAAGUGAGAACUGAGGUCGAGGGGCGGCGGUGGGGUCCCCCGUCCUAUUCCCAGGGCUGGGGCUGUCGCCACGCCUCCUCCUGUGGGGCUCCUGGGGGGACCCGGAGCAGACCCAGGCCUGGGGCUGGGCUUCGAGAAGGCAGGCGGAGGGGUCCGGGCACGUCGAAGCCGGGCGCUGCAGGAUGCAGAUCCUGGGAGCUCUCAGGCCUUGAGCGGAGAGCUUCUUCCGGAAGCGAAUUGGCAGGUGCAGAGCCAGAACUGUCUCCAGCGUACGCCCGAAGGCCUGCGGCGCAGGUGGCAGAUGGGGUGACUGAGGCCCCUGGCCAUGUGUCGCUCUGAGAGCUGGAGCGAGACUGAGCCCAGACCCCGAACCCACAGGAUUCUUUAUCUUCGUUUCUGGGCAUGCCAAAGCCAAGACCUUGAGGCCCGCCCCCCUGGCGUCUCACAUCCCUCCUGGAGCAGGGGUCGCAGCCCGGCGCCCCCAGCCUCAACCCUCGGCCGCCGAGAUGCUGCGGCAGUGGUCGGGGCAGUCGGGGCAGGCCCCCGGGGACCGGGAGCCUGAGCCGGCCGCGGAGGAGCUGUGGGAGUCGGAGAUGGAGCGGCUGUGCGCCUCCCGCGCGCCCGUGCGCACGCUGCCCUACGCCAUGGCCGACAAGCGCUUCAUCCGGCAGCUGCGGGAGCCCGAGGGGGUGAAGACCUCAUGCUGGCAGUCGUGGCAGCGCAGGCGGCAGAUGGCAGGACGGCGCCUGAGGGAGGCAGCGCAGCGCCUGGCCCGGGGCUUUGGGCUCUGGGAGGGGUCUCUCUACGAGAUUGGGGGCCUCUUCGGCACCGGAAUCCAGUCCUACUUCACCUUCCUCCGCUUCCUGCUGCUGCUCAACCUGCUCACGGUGCUGGUCACAGCCAGCUUCGUGCUGCUGCCCCUGGCCUGGCUCCACCCCCGAGACCCAGGCCCCACCAUGAACUUGACCCUCCAGUGCCCCAGCAGCCACCAGCCCCAGACUGGUGUCCCGAAGUUCCACAAUCAACUUUGGAAUGUUUUAACUGGCAGGGCCUUCAGCAACACCUAUCUCUUCUAUGGCGCCUACCGCGUGGGGCCCGAGGGCAGCGCGGCGUACAGCAUCCGCCUGGCCUACCUCCUCAGCCCGCUGGCCUGCCUGCUGCUCUGCUUCUGCGGGACCCUGCGGAGGAUGGUGAAGGGGCUGCCGCAGAAGCCACUCCUGGAUCGGGACUACAGGGUGCCUCUCAGCGCCAAGGUCUUCUCCUCCUGGGACUUCUGCAUCCAGGUGCGGGAAGCGGCCACCAUCAAGAAGCACGAGAUCAGCAACGAGUUCAAGGUGGAGCUGGAGGAGACCCACCGCCUGCAGCAGGUGCAGCAGCAGUCCCCCACCCAGAGGGCCUGCCACCUGCUCAGCUACCUGCGGGUCAACGUCCUCAUUGGGCUCCUGGUGGUUGGGGCCAUCAGUGCCAUCUUCUGGGCCACCAAGUACUCACAGGACAACAAGGAGGAGUCCCUGUUUGUGCUGCUCCAGUACCUGCCCCCUGGCGUCAUCGCCCUGGUCAACUUUCUGGGUCCCCUGUUGUUUGUGUUCUUGGUCCAGCUGGAGAAUUAUUCUCCUAACACCGAGGUCAACCUCAUCCUUAUCUGGUGCGUGGCGCUGAAGCUGGCCAGCCUGGGCAUGUUCUCCUUCUCGCUGGGGCAGACCGUGCUGUGCAUCGGCAGAAACAAGACCAGCUGUGAGCCCCACGGCUACAACGCCUGUGACUACCAGUGCUGGGAGAACUCUGUGGGGCAGGAACUGUACAAGCUGAGCACCUUCAACUUCCUCCUCACCGUGGCCUUCGCCUUCCUGGUCAGCCUGCCGCGGAGGCUGUUGGUGGAGCGGUUCUCGGGUCGCUUCUGGACCUGGCUGGACCGGGAGGAGUUCCUGGUGCCCAAGAACGUGCUGGACAUCGUGGCGGGGCAGACAGUCACCUGGAUGGGCCUCUUCUACUGCCCCCUGCUGCCGCUGCUGAACAGCGUCUUCAUCUUCCUCACCUUCUACAUCAAGAAGUACACCCUCCUGAGGAACUCCAGGGCGUCUCCGCGGCUCUUCCGGGCCUCCAGCUCCACCUUCUUCUUCCAGCUGGUGCUGCUCCUGGGCCUGCUCCUGGCCGUGGUGCCCCUGGGCUACGUGGUCACCAGCAUCCACUCCUCUUGGGACUGCGGCCUCUUCACCAACUACUCGGCCCCCUGGCAGGUGGUCCCAGAGCUGGUGGCCCUCCGGCUCCCGCCCCCUGGCCAGCGUGCCCUGCACUACCUCAGUUCCCACGCCUUCAGCUUUCCUCUCCUCGUCACGCUCAGCCUCGUCCUGACCGUGUGCGUCUCCCAGUCCCGGGCCAACGCCAGGGCCAUCCGCGGCCUCCGGAAGCAGCUGCUGUGGCAGGUCCAGGAGAAGUGGCACCUGGUGGACGACCUGUCUCGGCUGCUGGCGGAGCUGGACCCGGGCGAAUAUCCGUGUCCCGAGUCCCUCACUCCGGAGCCUCGCACCGCGGCCCUUCUGCCCGGGUUCCCGUGCCGGCUCCCCGGCCCAGGCCCCCCGCGGGACCCUCCCUCGUGGAUCCCGCCAGGCUGGGCUCCCCAGGCCUGGAUCGGGUCUUGGAUCCCUGCCUGCAGCUUCCACCUCCUCAGCAGCAGGGAGCUGCAGACCCUAACCCUGGCCUACCCCCAAUCCUGCCUACCCCAACCCCCCUCCGCCCACAGCCUCCUCCUGGGGCCUGACCUGCAGCCUGACUCCAUCCCCAGUCCUCUUUACCCGCACUCCCGGACCCUGGCGACCACCCUCCCUCUCAGUGCUCCUGGGCCUCUGCUGCCACCCGGUGAGCAUCCCGGGAAGGGAGGCCAGCGUGGAGGAGGCCGGGACCUAGGAAGGCCUCACGAGCCUGAGCAGAGGCCCCACACCCACCCAGCCAUGAGCACCCUUCAGCUGCUGAGCCGGGCUGUGCUGGGCGAGCCCACUGUGGAUGUUGUUGAGGGGCUGCUGCCAGGGCCUUGA